Messenger RNA from Ochotona princeps (American pika), 959 nucleotides. RefSeq names its product DPY30 domain containing 1 (gene DYDC1). The record is from RefSeq and is a predicted model, not a curated record. Gene Ontology annotation, cellular component: Set1C/COMPASS complex. The transcript has 7 exons. NCBI's taxonomy places the organism in Eukaryota, Metazoa, Chordata, Mammalia, Lagomorpha, Ochotonidae. The coding region runs from base 382 to 906 and encodes 174 amino acids.
GCAUGCGUAAGGUGCGCACAGAGCGAAGGCACGAGACGUUGCAGAAACAGUUUGUCUCGCUUUCGUGGGCUGUUAUUCUAUCGAUUGGACCUUCUGACUCCUGUGGGCCUCCCUGUGAGGCCCGAAAAGGUUGCUUUCCACCCUGGAGGCGCCGUGGGUUGGUCCUUGGCUAGCAUCUCCUCCCCAGCGGUGAGCUGCGAGGCACCUGUCGUGUAAGAGGCUCUCCUGCGGACACUGGCUGGGGAGACCAACCUCAGCGUCCAGGUUGCCAGAAAAGUUCUACGUGCCAGUUAAAAGUGCAUUUCACAGUUACUGUGUAGUGCAAAUAUUGCGUAACAGAAAGUUUUCUGUUGCUUAUCUGAAAUCCAAGUUUAACUGGACAUGGAGUCGUCAUAUCUCCAGAAGCAUCUGGGGACAUGCCUAACUGAAGGUCUUGCAGAAGUGGCGAGAGUUCGCCCAGUGGAUCCGAUAGAAUAUUUAGCAUUGUGGAUUUACAAGUAUAAUGAAAAUACAACCUUGGAACAACUGCGACAGAAGGAGAUGGCAGAGCUGGAGCAUGAACGAGAGCUGGCUCUGCUGGAGCAGGAGAUCAUGGAGAGACUCAAGGCGGAGGAGCUCAUGUUUCAGCAGCAACAGAUGGAACUCCAGCUGGAGCUGGAAAUGCAAGAAAAGGAGAAGCAGAGAAUAGAAGAACUACAGAAAGCGCAGGAACAAUUAGAGAAGAUGAGAAUGGAAGUUAUUGCUAGGGGUGAAGACAGCCUGCACUCAGAAGAUGCACUACCAGACUCAGGCAAAACCCUGGCUGAAAUCAGUGAUCGCUAUGGAGCCCCUAAUCUGAGCAGAGUGGAAGAACUGGAUGAACCGAUGCUCUCCGAUGUUGCAUUAAACAUUGAUCAAGAUUUGUAGACUCGACCAUCCAAAGUGCAAUAAAAAUUGUUCUGGCUAAUUUCAAACUUCAA